UGAUUGAUGCCUUUGCCCAACCCAAUUUCAAAUCAGAACCCUCGCUCCGCCAGCUCCUCCUCCGGCCCACCCUCUUCCCGCAGCUCCUCCUCCGCUGCCCCCCUCCUUCUUCCCAAUCCAGCUGGGUCAACACCCAGCUACAAAACUAUUCUUCUCCAUUAUUCCCGAUCUAUACUAAUAGUUGUCCAUUUCUCAAAUCCCUCCUCUUGUCUCUUAUUCGUUUCCUCUCUGCACUCGUCAUUAUUCUCUCCUCCAUAGUUCGAUCGUAACUUCCAAGGCGAGACGAGAGCAGGGUUUUGAAGAUUAUACAGUUUCUGCUUAGGGGCUUUUAAAAUUUGGGCAGCAUGAAUUAUAUACUUGGGGCUUUUAAACCAGCAUGUCACAUUUCAAUAACAUUUUCAGAUGGGAAAUCUCGAAAGCAGGUUCCGCUAAAGAAAGAAAAUGGCCAGACAGCAAUGGUUCCUCUUUUCCAGAGUCAAGAAAACAUCAGUGGGAAGAUAUCAAUUGAACCUGUUUCAGGAAAGAAAGUUGAACACAAUGGAAUCAAAGUUGAGCUUCUUGGUCAGAUAGAAAUGUACUUUGACAGAAACAACUUUUAUGACUUCACGUCUCUUGUUCGUGAGCUGGAUGUUCCUGGUGAAAUAUAUGAAAGGAAGACAUAUCCCUUUGAGUUUUCCACUGUUGAAAUGCCUUAUGAGACGUAUAAUGGUGUGAAUGUGCGACUGCGGUAUAUUCUUAAAGUAACAAUAAGUCGGGGCUAUGCUGGUAGCAUUGUAGAGUAUCAAGAUUUUGUGGUUCGUAACUAUGGUCCACCUCCAUCUAUCAACAAUAGCAUUAAGAUGGAAGUAGGGAUCGAAGAUUGCCUUCACAUAGAGUUUGAGUACAAUAAGAGCAAGUAUGACCUAAAGGAUGUUAUUAUCGGCAAGAUAUAUUUUCUUCUUGUAAGAAUCAAGAUAAAGAACAUGGAUCUUGAGAUCAGGCGCCGAGAAUCUACAGGCUCAGGGGCCAACACACAUGUUGAGACGGAGACACUUGCAAAGUUUGAACUGAUGGAUGGUGCUCCUGUGAGAGGUGAAUCAAUUCCAAUUAGGCUUUUCCUGAGUCCAUAUGAGCUGACACCUACUUAUCGCAACAUCAACAACAAAUUUAGUGUCAAAUACUACUUGAACCUCGUUCUUGUUGAUGAAGAGGAUCGGCGGUAUUUCAAACAGCAGGAAAUCACAAUGUUCCGCCUUGGAGAAACAUCUUAAUGUAGGAUAUGAUUGGUGUCUAUAAAUAAUUAUCUACGGGAUUGGUUAUGGUUUCAAGCUUUGGUGUUCUCACAAGAUGGAAUUCUGCUGUUGAUGCGUGAAAUGACUGCCUUUGUUGGUGGUUCAUGCUGUCAAUACAUUAUACUUGCAAUUUUUAGAUUGGGAAUCAUGUAUAUGGGGAGUACAGGAUAGGUUGGGAUCUUUGUUUGUGAUUUGCAACCAUUGUGGAGUUAAAAUGGAUAAGCAUGAAAAACAGCAGUAAACAUUGCCUAGUCGCUGAUAGAUGUAGUCAUCAUGACAGGAUGUUAUAAUUUGUGUUUGUUCUUGUACUUUGCCUGCGUGCAUUUCUAUCUUAUCUCUGACAAGUUUUCUGCUGACACCCUUUUGCUGGGAGGCAUUAGGACUUCUAUUUGUUUUCCGCAUCUUUCUUGUCCUUUCCUUUUUUUUCCGUCUUUCUUCUGUUGAACUUCUGCCCGUGUAUCUUGAUCUUGACACCCCUUUGUUGAGGGGCAUUAGGACUUCUCUUUCAUA
Messenger RNA from Coffea eugenioides, 1781 nucleotides. Its product is annotated as vacuolar protein sorting-associated protein 26B. The record is from RefSeq and is a predicted model, not a curated record. Lineage: Eukaryota; Viridiplantae; Streptophyta; Magnoliopsida; Gentianales; Rubiaceae. The coding region runs from base 345 to 1250 and encodes 301 amino acids. Gene Ontology annotation, cellular component: endosome; retromer complex. Gene Ontology annotation, biological process: intracellular protein transport; retrograde transport, endosome to Golgi. The transcript is spliced from 12 exons.